AUGGGUUGCAUUUGCAAUGACUGCUGGGCCCGGCCGCGCUAUCCGUCGAUGCAUAAGCACCCAAAAGGUACGUCGCCGGAAGCAAGGCAUGUAAAUGGCUCUGAGGUGAAGGCCUUGUUCUCUGUGGUUGGCAUCACAUGUUCUGCAUGCGCCGGAUCGAUUGAAAAGGCGGUCAAGCGGCUUCCGGGGAUCCGUGAGGCUGCCGUCGAUGUGUUGAAUAAUACUGUCCAUGUUCUCUACUAUCCAAGCUUGGUUACUGAGGAAAAAAUACGCGAGACUAUGGAAGAUGCGGGAUUUGAAGCCAAAUUGAUCAAAGAGGAGACAAUUAAUGGCAAAUUAAGACAAGUAUGCAGAAUAAGCAUAAAUGGAAUGACUUGUACCUCUUGCUCCUCCACUGUUGAAUCUGCCCUCCAAGCAGUUCAUGGUGUACAAAGAGCUCAAGUGGCCUUAGCAACUGAAGAAGCAGAAGUUCAUUACGAUCCAAAGAUUGUAAGCUACAAUCAGCUGUCGGAAAUCGUCGAAAACACCGGAUUCGAAGCGAAACUUAUUAGUCUAGGGGACGACAUAAGCAAGAUUGAGCUCAAAGUUGACGGUAUAAAGACUGAACAAAGCAUUAGAGCAAUAACAAAAUCCCUUGAGGCACUUCCUGGGGUUCAAGACAUAGAGACAUUCCCCGAACUCAACAAAAUUUCGGUUUGUUAUAAACAAGAUGUCAUAGGACCAAGAACUUUCAUCGAAGUGAUCGAAUCAUCAGGGUCCGCGCAUUUCAAAGCAAUGAUAUACCCUGAAGGGGGGAGAGACACUCAUAGAAAGGAGGAAGUUAAGCAGUACUAUAAAUACUUUUUAUGGAGUUUAUUUUUCGCAAUUCCCGUGUUUUUAACCUCCAUGGUGUUGAUGUAUAUCCCAGGAAUUAAGAAGGUGCUUGAUGUUAGAAUUGUGAAUAAGUUGACAGUUGGUCAGAUUCUGAGGUGGGAGCUGUCCACUCCAGUGCAGUUCAUCAUAGGCAGGAGGUUCUACAUUGGAUCAUACAAAGCGUUGCGCAAUGGUUCUGCUAAUAUGGAUGUUUUGAUUGCCUUGGGAACCAAUGCAGCCUAUUUCUAUUCAGUCUAUAUAGUUUUAAGAUCUGCAAUCUCUAGAGAUUUCAAGGGUACAGAUUUCUUUGAGACUAGCUCAAUGCUUAUUGCAUUUAUCUUGUUAGGCAAGUAUCUGGAGGUUUUGGCAAAGGGGAAGACAUCUGAUGCCAUUGCCAAGCUUAUGAACUUGGCGCCCGAGACAGCAACGUUGCUGAGUUUGGAUGAGGAUGGAAACGUGGUAAACGAACAAGAAAUCGAUAGUAGGUUGAUACAAAAGAAUGAUGUGAUUAAAAUCAUUCCGGGUGCUAAAGUUGCCUGUGAUGGUUUUGUUGUAUGGGGGCAGAGCCAUGUGAAUGAAAGCAUGAUAACAGGAGAAGCACUGCCGGUGGGUAAAAAUAAGGGUGAUGCUGUCAUUGGAGGCACUGUGAAUGUGAAUGGAGUGUUGCAUAUUAAGGCAACAAGGGUUGGAUCCGAGAGUGCUCUUUCGCAGAUUGUUCGACUUGUUGAAUCUGCGCAAAUGGCCAAAGCUCCUGUACAAAAGUUUGCUGAUCGCAUUUCGAAAUACUUUGUGCCAACGGUUAUCAUUCUUUCAUUUUCGACGUGGCUUGCCUGGUUUUUAUCAGGGAAGUUCCGUAGCUACCCACAGUCUUGGAUACCGUCUUCUAUCGACAGUUUUGAGCUUGCGCUUCAGUUCGGGAUCUCAGUCAUGGUCAUAGCUUGCCCUUGUGCUUUAGGCCUAGCAACUCCUACUGCCGUUAUGGUUGGUACCGGAGUUGGUGCAUCUCAAGGUAUACUGAUCAAAGGGGGCCAAGCAUUAGAGAACGCACAUAAGGUGAACUGCAUUGUUUUCGACAAGACGGGGACUCUCACAGCUGGGAAACCAGUGGUUGUAAACACAAAAAUCUUCAAUAAUAUGCUCCCUCAUGAAUUUUAUGAACUUGUUGCGGCAACUGAGGUUAACAGUGAGCAUCCACUAGCCAAGGCUAUUGUAGAGCAUGCCAAGAAAUUCAGAGAAGGAGAAGACAAUCCUUCCUGGCCUGAAGCACAAAAUUUUGCAUCCAUUACCGGCCAAGGAUUGAAGGCAGUUGUUCGGGACAAGGAGAUAAUCGUAGGCAACAAGAGUUUAAUGUUGGAUUCUAACAUUGCCAUUCCGGUGGAGGCUGAAGCUGCACUAGCAGAAGCUGAAGCAUUAGCUCAAACCGGGAUUCUAAUAGCUAUAGACAGGGAAGUAGCAGGAGUUGUAGCCAUAUCCGAUCCACUGAAACCCGGCGCCAAAGAAGUCGUUUCCAUACUCAAGUCUAUGGGAGUUAAAAGUAUCAUGGUUACAGGUGACAAUUGGGGCACAGCAAAUUCCAUUGCCAAGGAAACUGAAAUUGAAACCGUGAUCGCAGAAGCCAAACCCGAACAUAAAGCUGAGAAAGUGAAGGAUUUGCAGGCUACGGGGUACGUUGUUGCAAUGGUGGGGGAUGGGAUCAACGACUCACCGGCACUUGUGGCAGCAGAUGUAGGAAUGGCAAUUGGUGCUGGCACAGAUAUUGCUAUUGAAGCAGCUGACAUUGUUCUUAUGAAGAGCAACUUGGAAGAUGUGAUAACAGCCAUUGACCUUUCCAGGAAAACCUUCUCUCGCAUUCGUUUGAACUAUAUCUGGGCGUUGGGAUAUAAUGUGCUCGGAAUCCCAGUAGCUGCGGGAGCCCUUUUUCCAUCCACCAGGUUUAGAUUACCGCCAUGGAUUGCCGGAGCUGCAAUGGCUGCGUCCUCUGUUAGCGUCGUUUGCUGCUCUUUGUUGUUGAAGAACUACAAGAGACCCAAGAACUUGGAUGUCCUUGAGAUACAUGAAGUAAGAAUCGAACCAUAAAUAUUAGUUUCGAUUCCAUUGGAACGACGACUGUUUGGCUCCCGGUGUAUAUUAUUGUGAUGGCAGACUUCAUCUUCAAUGAAUUGUUAUGCACUAAUUACCCCCAAGACAAUAAAAGAAAGAGA
This is a messenger RNA of Pyrus x bretschneideri (Chinese white pear), 3053 nucleotides long. RefSeq names its product probable copper-transporting ATPase HMA5. Gene Ontology annotation, molecular function: ATPase-coupled monoatomic cation transmembrane transporter activity; ATP hydrolysis activity; ATP binding. Gene Ontology annotation, cellular component: membrane. Lineage: Eukaryota; Viridiplantae; Streptophyta; Magnoliopsida; Rosales; Rosaceae. The record is from RefSeq and is a predicted model, not a curated record. Bases 1 to 2928 code for a protein of 975 amino acids. The transcript is spliced from 6 exons. Gene Ontology annotation, biological process: monoatomic cation transport.